AUGCACUUUAAACAUAGCACGGCCAUGAUGGACCUACUGAGAAAGGCGCAAGCGGAUGAGGGCACUCCGGAAGGGAAAAUAAAAACCCUAGUCCAAAACAUAGAGACCCGGUGGAACUCGUGUCUGGAUAUGAUGCAAGCGUUCCUCAACCUAGCGAACAAAGUCGCACCAUUUAAAGCAGCCACGGAACAAAUAAGUGGAGAGCAGUAUGUGACUGUUAGCUUGGUAAUUCUGAUAGCUUUGAUAUCGAAUCAAAUACAAAAAUUAAACAUGGAGACAGAAGACGGAAAGCGCGCCAAGGAGGCGUUUGUACGGAUUUCCAAUAAAAGAUUUCAGUCGUAUCACCAAAACAAAAUCUUGGUCAAAUCGUCGUUUCUAGAUCCUAGAUUUAAGAAAAUGUACCUAGCACCAAUGAUGGUGAAGGAGGCGGUGUUUGAAAUUAAUAAUGAGAACACAAUGUCUGCCCAAGAAAGACGGAUUUCUGAAGUCGACAGCUCUAAGGAUUUGGGGGACUUCAUGAGCUGCCAUAACAGCUCCAUUGCAAAAGAGUUGGACGAUCAGAACAUGGAGAGCAAGGAGCUUAAACUAUAUUUUAGCUUUCCUCAAGCUGCUUGGGAAAGCAAUCCAAUUGAAGUAUGGAAAGGCCACAAGGCAACAAUGCCGGGCCUUUACCGCUUGGCCAUGAGAUACUUAAUAACUCCGGGAAGCUCAGUGCCUUCAGAGCGGUUGGCGUCCGCCAUAAAAUGGGUAGUGUGCGACGCACGAAGCCGGAUGACGGCUUAA
This is a messenger RNA of Drosophila santomea, 783 nucleotides long. RefSeq names its product zinc finger BED domain-containing protein 4-like. NCBI's taxonomy places the organism in Eukaryota, Metazoa, Arthropoda, Insecta, Diptera, Drosophilidae. Bases 1 to 783 code for a protein of 260 amino acids. The transcript is spliced from 3 exons. Gene Ontology annotation, molecular function: protein dimerization activity. The record is from RefSeq and is a predicted model, not a curated record.